Messenger RNA from Orussus abietinus, 4770 nucleotides. Its product is annotated as lisH domain and HEAT repeat-containing protein KIAA1468 homolog. The record is from RefSeq and is a predicted model, not a curated record. The transcript has 16 exons. Gene Ontology annotation, biological process: intracellular cholesterol transport. Lineage: Eukaryota; Metazoa; Arthropoda; Insecta; Hymenoptera; Orussidae. Gene Ontology annotation, cellular component: trans-Golgi network; recycling endosome. The coding region runs from base 164 to 3484 and encodes 1106 amino acids. Gene Ontology annotation, molecular function: protein binding.
AAUCUCGUGUUGAUGCGACCGUCACCGUAUGUAUUUUUCUCUGGGCUGUAGUCCAUUGGACGCGAUUGAAUGCGAAAUACGUUAUCCUUAACGCGAGAGAGACAUUUGAUACGUUCUACUUAGCCAUGACAUUUUCCGUACGCAGUCGAGCCAAAUAAGCAGAAUGGCCAGUACCGUGGGAGAGGUUAGGGACCCGUUGUCGAUUAACGUCGUCGAAGCUGCUGGAAAUGAUGCUUCACGGAUUGCUGUUUCUUAUGAAGAUAUUGCUAAUAAGUUACUGAACGAGAAGUUUCUGCUGACCGCCUUGGAGUUACAUGCCGAAUUGUGCGAAGCAGGCCAGGAACUUCCAGUGUUGAGAGAAUUCUUCUCCAAUGUCGCCAAUUUCGAGACUCACAAUGUCAAGCUGGAGCCAUAUUUGUCAAUGGGUAUGGGCAUUUUCAAAAAAUCUUCUAGUCAAGCGACUUUGGACUCUCUCGAUAUGACAAGGUUUUCUGAAGAUGGCGGUGUUGACGAAAGGGUGGCUAUACUUGAAUUUGAGUUAAGGAAAGCCAGAGAAAAUAUUUCUGCUCUUCGUGCAAACCUUACCGUUGUCACAGAAUCUGAAAAUACCGCUCCAGAUCAAAGUACCGAAAAACUAACCCUCGAAGAUCAUCCUAUUAAGCCUCAUGAACGACGUGCAUUAAAUUUCCUUGUCAACGAGUAUUUAUUAGCUCGCUCAUACAAAUUAACAUCAAUCACAUUCAGCGAUGAGAACGAAAAUCAAGACUUUGAAGAUUGGAAUGACGUUGGAUUAAAUAUUCCAAAGCCACCGGACUUGUUACACAUAUACAGAGAAUUUCUAAGAGCGACAGGGUACGACAAGCCGCCGUCUAUAAGCAUAGCCGUGCAAACCGACUUUAUUGACACAAAACUCGAAGAUAAGGAACAAGAAAUGAACAUAAUGCUCGCUGAAAUGGAGAAACUAAAAAGUCAGGCAAUCUCGUUAGAGCAGGACAAGUGUCUGCUUCAGCAACAAAUUCCGAUCGAGGAUAACGCAGGAACACAAAAUAUGAAUUCCAUGGCCACGACGCCAGAGAAAUUUGAGAUCUUAGACUCUCCGAGUCAAGAUACUUCCGUUACAACUCGACAGCCCGGGGAGGCCGACAGCUCUUCGGUAGCAGUGAGUCUCGGGGAAACCGAUCCUGGAGAUAGAGACUGGACUAAGAUUCAGCUCUCAAGAGUAGACGGGAUGGAAGGAUCAUCGACCUCGACAAGUUCACCGACUAGACGCCUCCCGACGAGAUUCAGGAAGGAAGUGAUGUCGCAGUGUUCGACGAGCGCUUCAAGUCCGGCCACCUCGAUGGUCGAGGAGCCAUUGAAGGAUGGCGUUACGAGAGACACCCUGGUCGAGAUCCUGGCGCACUCGUUACCUCGCGUAGCGCCUAACGUCAUUCUGAAUAAACGCGAAGAGCUCAUCCCUCUGAUACUGAGCGGCGUGAGAUUACAUUCCGAUUCCGCUACAAGAGAGAAGCUGCUGCAGCUGUUGUUUAACCUGAAGAAACGACCACAGGAGGAGGAACGGAGGACCAUAGUGGCCGGACUGGUCGCGAUGGCGAAGCUGGAGGACGCGCCGACCGAGAUCGAGGAGAUUCUUACGCUAUGCUGGGAACAGAGCCAACACAAGUAUCCCGAGAGGCGACUGCUCGCGGCGGAGUGUUGCUCGGCUCUGGCUCCUUACACCUCCGGCGCGAUCAGGAACUCGUUGGUGCUCUCGAUGCUGCAGCAGAUGUUGCUCGACGACAAGGACCCCGAGGUUCGGGCGAGGGUCGUCCGAAGCCUCGCCCUCUUGGUCGCCCUGAUGGACGAUCCGGACAAAUAUUUCCAAUGCGAGGAACUCGCGUUGACCGCUCUCGACGACGCCUCUCCGCUAGUCGUGGAGACCGCCUCCUCCGUUCUGGUGCCCGUCCUGGCCCAGUGGGCCCUGUCCCUCAGGAGAUUGCAGUCCCAUUUACUGCCGAGGGUCACCUUAAAGUUGAAGAAUCAGUUGAGGCCCACGCACCACCACUCACCGACGAAGGACCAGAUGGACCAGGAGCGACUCGUGGCCUCUGUCGGGGUCCUGCAUUACGUUUUGCCUCACACGGUGGUUUGCGUGGUCGACGUUGAUCGCGUCAAGUCUCGGAUUCGAGGAGGAACCGCAACUGACCUAACCGAAGAUUUCGAAGGGAUAUGCCGUUCGGACAUGGUUAAUCCAAGAGUAUUCUACGAAGGAGACGUGGACGUGGCCGUGCUCUUGAACGCGUUCUUCGAAACGUCGUGGGACGAGGACACCUGGCCGGAAAAGGAGUGGCUCGCAAACAAGCAUGUUCCCGACAUCCUCGAAAUGGUGAAAUCCAUAGAGGCAAGUCACGAGAGUAUUUUCGCGGAGCUUCUCACGUACGUCCGUUCUCUGUGCCUUGGCUUCGGUCGUAACGUUACGCGGACCGGAAUACACGGGGUGUUUUACUCCGAAGUUACCGAAUUGGAGAAUCAGUUGACGAGUCUUUCUCAAGACAGGGGUGUUCUAAAUUUAACCUUGGUCCCAGCCUACUUGAUCGUCUUGUCGACUUACGAUCUGAUUGAGCUUUCCAAGUCGCUCAAGCAAUUCAUCGUGGGUUUUUCACUGAGCGGCGUCAACGUUCUCAAUUUGCAAAUAGCAGUAGCGAGAUUGUGCACCCAAGAACGUCUGCAGGAAGCCGUGCUGGAAGCUUUGUGGGACGGCGUCGUUCACAAAAGACCGUCCGUAAGGUGCAUUACGGCCACGCUUUUCGGGGGUAUCAUAGCCCGGGUUGCCGAUAGGUUAGUCACCGGGAGAGUCGUCCCGGCGAUAGUGACCUUGUCCACCGACUCCGACGUUUCCGUCCGCGCCGCUGCGAUUCCGACGUUAGGCCUCCUGGUUACCGAGUGUACCGCAAGGGAGGCCAGGGAUAAAGCGCGACUCACGUUGGAGACCAUCGCCAGGGAGCCCCAGGGCGUUCCCUCCGCUCUGGCGGUGCCUCUGGUAACGACGCUGGCAGCGAUAGCCCCCAGUUGCCCGCCCAACUACCUCGAAGACGUGAUAGCGACUCAGCUCACCGGCAUCGCCGCUUCCGCUCUUCAGCAGGGCCGCAAGCUCGACCUGGCCAACUCGCUGGUGGAGGCCUACUCGAUUCUGGUCUACUGUCCGUUGAGUAACCAGUGCGUCACCGGUGCCCUGCUGCCCGGCCUGAGAUACCUCGAGACGCUCGUCAAUCAAGUUCUACCUCAGCAAAGGGAUAAGGUUCGGUCCUUGCUACGAGAGGCCGAAUCGAGGCAAGACCUUCCGAAGGCGAUGGAGAGAUCCACCUCGACGAAUUCGGGGCUUUCGCUGUCUUUGGCCACCGCCAACGUGGGUCAGGGUGUCGAGGAUAUGCGCCAGAGGAUGAGCAAGAUGUUUCAGCAAAAACCCGGGACUCCCAGCGUGUCCAGCAUUUUCCGGAAGAAGUAGCGUUCCGGAUUGUCCGCGCUCCCCCGACUUUCGACAAGGUAAAAAGAAUCUCACUCUCUUUGACUCGACGUCAAGGUGGGAGUCGUAAUUGCGUUGUAAUUACGCGACGAAUGGCCCGUAAGUCGUCGAGAUCUAACGAGGGUUUCGCUCCAGCCAUCGCACCACAGCCACGGGUUUCUCGGUUCGAAGCCGUCUGAUUAAGGUCGAUCCGAUUUUUAUUCGCUUUCGUUAAAGAACUCGGCCCAACGACGUAUAUUUCUUCGAAACGUUGGGUGUCGUGUAUAUUUGUCAUUUGAGGAAUUGGCACUCUAUCACCUUUUAAUCGUAUAUACGGUGAAAUAUGCUGUACAAUGACGAAUCCUCGUGAAGAACUCGUUUCACUCGACGGUUCGUCUCUAGGUCACUUUUGGCAUAAAUGCACACAGAAAGGAAAUUCCUGACAAACGUUAACCCUUGGAACGUGUUAUUAAUUUCUUAGUGGUUUCGCUUACUUUUAAAUGAAAUAAAUGACUCGACAGGAUUCUAAGGGUUAAGUCGUAACAUUUAUAUACAUUUGGGUUCAGGUUGAAUCUUCGAUUCGGUUAAGAACAGGCCGUUAUUUUUCUUUACUAACACUGUAUUUGUCCGUGAAUAGGUAGUUAAAUAAAUUAUUUCUAUUACGUCUUGAAAUGGUCCAACAUGGAAACGUGCACUCCGACGCCCUCGGCAAAUGUCGGGCAGCUAUCGUCGGCAGUUUCCAUCGAUGACUGUAAUGACGGUGAACGCGUCGAGGUGUAUCGACGGGUGUAUCGAUUGGUGUACGGAUCAGGGUGAAACAAUCGGGCCAUGUCCUUUGUCCUCUGCACACACGCGCACACAUCCACGAAGCAAUGCAAAAAUGAAUCUCUAAAGGGGUCCCUCAAAGGAAAUUAGUCGAAGGAGUACCUUGUAAGAAUAUUUUAUUUAAACUAUAUAUAAUAUGUAUGUAUAUACAUAUAUAUAUAUAAGUGCGUAUCGCAGUCGUACACGAAUACGUCUACGGAUCCACGUACGCACAUGUAUAUACAUAUUUCGACUAAGUUUAUCGUGUUACAUGACCAAUGCGUGAUCGUUUAUGCACGUACCUGCAUAUAUAUCGCAACAGAGAAUUUAUUCUAUUGCGAUGUAUGUGUCGUGAGAUGUGCUACCGUGUUCGCGUGUGUAUGUAUACGUAUUGCACUAGAUCGCACGUAACUGCAAUAUAUAUACAUUGCGACGUGUUUCGUUGCCUGGUGAUAAAUAAAUUUUAUAUUAUAUUUAUCUUCAAA